Molecule: messenger RNA, 828 nt
Organism: Aureobasidium subglaciale EXF-2481
Lineage: Eukaryota; Fungi; Ascomycota; Dothideomycetes; Dothideales; Saccotheciaceae
Exons: 1
Coding region: 1-828 (275 amino acids)
Biological process (GO): negative regulation of SCF-dependent proteasomal ubiquitin-dependent catabolic process; negative regulation of protein binding; regulation of ERK1 and ERK2 cascade
Cellular component (GO): nucleoplasm; cytoplasm
Molecular function (GO): F-box domain binding; protein tyrosine/serine/threonine phosphatase activity
Source: RefSeq, a predicted model, not a curated record
AUGGCCUCUCAGGCAGCCACUCUCCGAGGCGACGAGUACUGUGCUCGCCUACCUACACCACCACGCAUCGUCGUACCGCCGCCAACAGCAAACAUUAGCCUGGCCCCCGAGUUCAAUCUACACCCCAUCGCCAAAUCCGGUCCUUUAUCAGCCAUCAACUAUGACAACAUGACAACUGGUAGUCUCCUGGACUGGAGCUACGAACGUCGUCGUCAAGCACAGCAGAUCCUCCCCUUCCUCUACCUGGGUCCCAUGAGUGCUGUCAAAGAUCGCGACUUCCUACGGACCGAAGGCAUCACCCUGCUCAUGGCUGUCCGUCAACGUCACUCGUUCGAGAGCAAGAUCAUGCAAGCGGCUUUGAACGUCGCCGAUGAGAUCAACAUCCAGAAGCAAGCCCUCGACAUGUCUAGCGCACAUCAACUCGUCUCGUCCUUCACUCGCGCCUCGGUCGCCAUCAACGAACACAUGAAUUCUCGGCCUGACGCCAAGGUCCUCGUAUUCUGCGAAAGUGGCAACGAACGCUCCGCUGCCGUCGUCGCCGCCUAUCUGAUGGAUAUCCUGGCCGAUGUCGACCAUAUCAAGGCUAUGCAAAUCGUCCAGGCUCAACGCUUCUGUGUCAACUUUGACGACAAUGUCAAGCGCUUGCUGCAAGGAUACUGGGACCUUUUGCAGGCCAGGCGUACUACCGCCACUGUGGACACUGGCGGUAGGGCAAAACGUCAUCUCGAGAGGGAGAUGGACAGCGAUGGAAUGGACAUUGAUGAGACCGGCGACGACACGGAGAGAUUUGGCAGCAGAACGUUUGCCCCCUUCGUGGACGCUGCCUGA